This is a messenger RNA of Drosophila takahashii, 1236 nucleotides long. Its product is annotated as chronophin. Gene Ontology annotation, molecular function: phosphatase activity. The record is from RefSeq and is a predicted model, not a curated record. NCBI's taxonomy places the organism in Eukaryota, Metazoa, Arthropoda, Insecta, Diptera, Drosophilidae.
GCCAGUGUUUUCGUGGCCGUCGUCGUUCUAACCGGCAUUUCUGAGGUGCUAAUUCAGCGCAAGAUUAGGUUUCGUUUUCGGUUUCAGUUUCAGCACGAGCAAUAUUCAGCAAAGUCAGUUGCCCGACGACCGUGAUCGCGAUAGCAACACUUUCACCCAGCAAAACGGAUCACAAUGGCCAAACCGCAGCACAUCCUGCAGCUGAGUGAGGAGCAGCGGAGCAGCUUCGUCGGCUCCUUCGAUCGGGUGCUCAGCGACAUUGAUGGCGUCCUGUGGACCAUGGAGCACAAUGUUCCGCGGGCCGCCGACGGAUAUGCCGCCUUGGAGCGAAGCGGGAAGCAGCUGACCUUCGUCACCAACAACAGUGUUCGUACGGUGGACCAGUGCAUCCGGCGAUUCGCCAAGAUCGGGAUGCAGGUGCAGCCGGAGCAGAUCUGGCAUCCGGCCCAGUCCAUCGUCAACUAUCUGCGGGGCAUCAAGUUCGAGGGUCUCAUCUACAUCAUCGCCACCCAGCCGUUCAAGGCGGUGCUCCGCGAGGCGGGAUUCCAGCUUCUGGACGGGCCCAACGAGUUCAUCGAGGAGAGCUACGAGUGUCUGGCCAAGAACAUCUUCGACAAGGAACCAGUGCGUGCCGUCGUCAUUGACGUGGACUUCAACCUGAGCUCCCCAAAGUUGCUGCGGGCGCAUCUGUAUCUGCGGCGUCCGGAGUGCCUGCUGAUCGGAGGCGCCACGGAUCGCCUGCUGCCGGUGGCCAAGGGCGUGAACAUCAUUGGACCCGGGGCCUUUGCCUCCAUUCUGGUGGAGGCCAGUGGGAGGGAGGGCAGCUGCAUCACACUGGGCAAACCGGGUCGCGAACUGGGCAAUCUCAUUGUGGAGCACUACAAGAUCGAUCGGCCCAGUCGGGUGCUCAUGGUCGGCGAUAUGCUGGCCCAGGAUAUUGGCUUCGGGCGGCAGUUCGGUUUCCAGACGCUGCUCGUCCUCAGCGGCGGUUGCACCAGGGAGCAGCUCCUGGCGGAGACGGAUCCGCGACACAUUCCCGAUUACUAUGCCGACAGCAUGGCCGAUGUGGCCCAGUUGCUGGGAGAGACGCCCAAAGCGCAUGUUUAGUUGUAUAUAUAUUAUAUAUAUAUAUGGGUACCUGGGUAAUUGAUUAUCAUCAUUAUUGCUAUCAGCACAAUACCGUAUUUUAUUCGUUAUUAUUUUAUCUGAAAUAUAAUUCACACUAAGCAAACAAAA